AGAGAAAGAGACAGACGCUUGUGAGAUACGCAUCUCAAUAGCUAAAAGAUAUGGCCUGCGCUCAAGCAUCACCCAGCGAGACCCUCUCACUCGAGAAGCAACUACGAUGCUCUAUCUGCCUAGAUUCAUUUGUGGAUCCUGUCACUACAGCUUGUGGCCACUCAUUUUGUAAGCAAUGUCUGGAGCGCAACUAUAUCCUCAAUGACAUAGUGUGCCCCCUAUGCAAGGAGCUACUGACGAAAACCCCCAAAGUGAACAUCGUCCUGAGAACCAUUGUCGAACACGUGAAAAAGACCCUGAAGGAAGAUGAUGAUACGUACACUGGGGCGCCCGGCGAUGUGGCCUGUGACAUCUGCACGGAGAAAAAGCGGAAGGCUAUGAAGUCCUGCCUUGUGUGUCUUGCCUCGUAUUGUUUGACCCACCUUGAGAAUCAUUCUUCAACUGAAAGGUUGAAGGGCCACAAGUUGGUGGAACCUGUGGAGAACCUGGACGAGAGGGCCUGUCUGAAGCAUGGACGCCCCUUGGAGCUGUACAGCAAGAAGACGGAAUGUUGCAUUUGUGUGAGCUGUCUGGAAGAAAAUCAGGAGGGGGUUGUUUCUACUGAAGACGAAUGGGACAAGAAGAAGGUCAAGCUUGAACACACAAAGGGAGACUUGCAAGAGAAAAUUAAGAAGAGAAAAACACGGGUGGAUGAGAUUAAUACAUCUCUAAAGAGCUGCAAGGACCAGCUGGACAAUGAUUGGUGGGAAAUUGAGUCUGUGUUCACAGCUGUGAUUGCCACUGUGGAGGAAGCCCAAGCGGCAGCUCUUAAGCCAAUAAAGGAGAGGAGGGAGGUUGUGGAAAAAGAGGCAAAAUACAUCAAAGAGCAGUUGGAAGCAGAGAUCAAAACACUUGAGAAAACCAUCUCUGAGCUGGACGAUAUAUCUGCGCUUGAGGAUCACAUCCUUUUCCUUCAGAAGUACCCAUCUCUUCAAGUCCUGGACAACCUCAAAGACUCGACAGAGGUAGAGCUCGACACAUCACUGUCUUUUGGCACCAUGAGAAAAACCACAACAACCAUGUUGGAACAAAUUCAACAGCAACUGGACAAACUGACAUCCACUGAACUUGAGAGAGUUGCAAAGUUUACAGUUGAUGUAAAGCUGGAUCCAACUACUGCGCACCGUCGCCUUGUUCUUUCUGAUGAUGGGAAGGAAGUGAAAGAUGAUGGGGAGGACCAGGAAGUAGAUGAUGCUCUGGAGAGGUUUGACUUGUUCGGGAGCAUUCUGGGGCUCAACAGGUUAACCUCUGGGAAGCAUUUCUGGGAGGUGGAGGUCACCAAUAAGUCGGGGUGGGACCUGGGUGUAGCAAGUGGCGACGCAAAACGCAAGGGGAAACUCUCGCUGGACCCAGAGAAUGGCUACUGGCUCACUGUACAUUAUGAGAAUGAAAUGUACGCAGCCCUGACAGCGCCGCCGCUUCGUCUUUCCCUGAAAGAGAAACCUGAGAAGGUCGGGGUGUUCGUAGACUACGAGGAAGGUCUCGUGUCCUUCUACGAUAUGGCUGCUCAAUCUCACAUCUACUCCUUCACUGAGUGUUCGUUCAGUGACGAGCUCCUCCCAUAUUUCAGUCCACAUGUAAAACAAGACGAGAAAAACUCUGCUCCUUUGAUUAUUUCUGCUGUGAAACAUUGUGAGCAGGACAUGGAUAUACAAUCAACAAUCAUGAGCCACCAGGUUUGCCACUGCGGCUCCGGAUUUUCGAGCUACCACGGUCUGAGAAUUCACCAGGGGAAGAUGGGAUGCACGCCGAAGGGAAUGCGUAUCCCGGAGAGUGAGCAAUUCAGAUUUAAAAGAUCCAUUCGUACAUCUGCUAACUUUGGAUCUUCAAUCUACAUAGAAGAGCCAAUGAAGAGCAUCUUCAGCCCUUCUCGUCAAAAGGACAGCGGACCAAAUAAGUCGAGCACUCCAGACAGGGAGCAGCCUUUGCUGAUGCAGAUGUUACAGAUGUUCGGCACCCCGAUGAUCCCACAAGUCACAGCGAAUGAGACAAACAAAUCAUUAUUUGAAACUCCACCACAAUACAGCACAGCACAUCAAGCCACCAGCAACACUCGUCGAGCGCUUGAUUUCGCCAGUGGUGCACAGCAGCCUUUGCUGAUGCGGAUGUUACAGAUGUUCGGCACCCCGAUGAUCCCACAAGUCACAGCGAAUGAGACAAACAAAUCAUGUGGAGCCACUGUCCUGGGGAUCGUCCAACAACCACAGAUCAGGAAACAAGCCAUUCGAGCAAUGGAAAGAGAGAUGGAGAGGGAGAGGGAAAGGGAGAAAGAGUGGGAGGCUCAAAAAAUGAGACAAGACAAGAUAAGGGAUGAUUUACAGCAGAAAAUUCAGACGAGAGAACAAAAGAUGGCUGAAGUCAGAUCAUCUGUAAAAGACUGCAAGGGCGACUUGGAUGCUGAGUUGCUGGAGAUCAACAACGUUUUCUCAGAGGUGAUGAGAGUCGUGGCGGACUCUCGGCAGAAAGCCCUUCAACCUCUGGAGGAGAGGAGGCAAAGAGUGAAAAGAGAAGGACAAGAUCUGGUCCAGAAGCUGAAAAGGGAAAUUGACAAACUCAAAAAGACCAUUGAUGAGUUGGACAAAAGACCUGACUUGCAGGUUUCUCCUCUACCAGGCCUGGAUGAAUUCCAAGAUUGGAAAAAUGUUACUGUUGACACUUUAUUCUCCUUCGGGUCACUAAGAAUUACAACAUCCAACAUGAUGGAACAAAUUCACCAGGAACUCGAAAAACUCUCUUCCGUUGAACUCAAGAGGAUUGCCACAUUUGCAGUGGAUGUAAAGCUGGAUCCAUCCACAGCACACCAAUGCCUUGUUCUUUCCCCCGAUGGGAAGACAGUGAGAGAUGGAGGAAAGAACCAGAAAAUUCCUGAUGCUCCACAGAGGUUUGACAUGUUCGGGAGCAUCCUGGGGCUCAAUAGUUUGACUUCUGGGAAGUCAUACUGGGAGGUGGAGGUCACCAACAAGACGGGGUGGGACCUGGGGGUGGCAAGACGCAAUGCAAAGCGCAAGGGGAAACUCUCUGUGAACUCAGAUAACGGUUACUGGGUCACCGUACAUUAUGAAGAUAAAAAGUACGCAGCCCUGACGGUACCACCCGUCAGCCUCCCCCUGAAAGAGAAACCCCAGAAGGUCGGGGUGUUCGUGGACUACGAGGAAGGUCUCGUGUCCUUCUACGAUGUGACGACUCAAUCUCACAUCUACUCCUUUACUGAGUGUUUGUUCAGUGACGGCAUUUUUCCAUAUUUCAGUCCACAUCUUAAACAAAAUGAGAAAAACUCUCAUCCUCUGAUUAUCACUGCUGUGAAAAAGCAGUCAUAGAUGUAUAAAGUGAAUGUGUAACUGGUGCACUGAGGGUUAGAAUGCACCACUGUGCCUACAUACAGCUUCAUGGAGAUUAUUUUCUUCUUUUGUGUGAAGAAGAAUUAGUUUUUUCUACUGUGCCCUGCAGAAAUCCCUACGAAUACUGCAGAAGUUUUAUAAUAUUUGGCACCACAUUGUAUAUAUGCCUGGUGUUGGGGUUAGCUGCCAUUUAAUACACUU
This is a messenger RNA of Cottoperca gobio, 3578 nucleotides long. RefSeq lists its product as uncharacterized. The coding region runs from base 51 to 3356 and encodes 1101 amino acids. The transcript is spliced from 18 exons. Lineage: Eukaryota; Metazoa; Chordata; Actinopteri; Perciformes; Bovichtidae. The record is from RefSeq and is a predicted model, not a curated record. Gene Ontology annotation, molecular function: protein binding.